Drosophila montana is the source of this 510-nucleotide messenger RNA. It is a transcript of the gene Cpr49Aa, whose product is annotated as Cuticular protein 49Aa. Gene Ontology annotation, cellular component: chitin-based extracellular matrix. Gene Ontology annotation, molecular function: structural constituent of chitin-based larval cuticle. Bases 1 to 510 code for a protein of 169 amino acids. The transcript is spliced from 3 exons. Lineage: Eukaryota; Metazoa; Arthropoda; Insecta; Diptera; Drosophilidae. The record is from RefSeq and is a predicted model, not a curated record.
AUGGCCAAGCUGGAGCUAGAGUCGGAGACAGAGCCAGAGAAGCUCUGCUGCAAGCGUUGCAAGAGGCAGCUUUCAAUUGGACUAAUCCUCUGUCAGCUGCUGACUCUGGCAGCUCUGCUGCUGUGCACAACACAUGCACGACCGCAAGGACCUGCCACGGAGCCAAUCAAGAUAAUACGACAGGAUCAGGAGGUGAACUUCGAUGGCUCCUACAAGUAUGGCUAUGAGACCGAAAAUGGCAUUAAUGUGGAGGAGGAGGGCUACCUCAAGAAUGCUGGCACCGACAAUGCAGGACCGGUCGCUCAGGGCUUCUUCUCCUACACCGCGCCCGAUGGCACACCCAUACGGAUUACCUAUGUGGCCGAUGAGAACGGCUUCCAGCCGCAGGGCGAUCAUCUACCCACAGCUCCGCCCAUACCACCAGCCAUACAGCGGGCCUUGGAUUACAUAGCCACAGCACCACCGCCACCCGCUGAGCAGCAGAGCGCCUACACCGCACGCCGGGGCUAA